GCACAGCACAUAGACGGAACGCUCACUUGCACUGUGGGGUGGCAGUUCGCAGGCAGUUCUGUGGCAAAGGCUGCAUUUGGAAUGGGGGUUGGGGAGUAGCAGGAAGUGACCCCUGAGAGAACAUGAAACACCUGGGCAGUGGGCUUGAUGGCAGAAGAGGCCAUUGGCAGCUUGCUGGGAGGCAGUGGACGUACCCGCUCCCUCGCCUCUGCUGGAGGAGUCAUGCUCUGUCCCACUCCUGUUUCAGAGGCUGAGGGGAUCCUGCAGCAGAGCACUAGGACCAGACGCCCAGCGAUGACCAGUUCCCCCGUCUCCAGAGUUGUCUACAACGGCAAGAGGAACAGCAGCCCCCGCUCGCCCACCAACAGCAGUGAGAUCUUCACCCCCGCCCACGAGGAGAAUGUGCGCUUCAUCUAUGAAGCCUGGCAGGGUGUGGAGCGAGACCUGCGCAGCCAGCUGUCGGGCGGUGAGCGGGGCCUGGUGGAGGAGUACGUGGAGAAGGUCCCCAACCCCAGCCUGAAGACCUUCAAGCCCAUUGACCUAAGUGACCUGAAGCGCCGGAACACGCAGGAUGCCAAGAAGUCCUAGAGUGCCAGUGCCCCUCCCCUGGCCUCUGGAAGAUCAGGGUGCACUUGAUGUUGGCUUCCUCUUGUCCUGUGGGCCCCACUCCCAGGAGGAGAGAGGGGCUGUGCUCCAGUGGGCUACAAACCCCAGGGUCAGCAGAAUUGAUGGCUGAGGCCACUUUUCCUCUCUGCGUCCUCUCCUUUUCUCCCUGGGAAUCUCAGGCUGCCCCUGUCACUUGAGGGGGGUCUGACCCUGCCUGCCCUCCCCCAGAGGCCUUGACCCUUGUCCCUUCUCACCUGCCACUGCCCCUCCCUCCUGGUCCUGGCCACUACAGGAGCAGGAAGGAGAAGGGGGCCUGUUUCCCAGUUUGGUGGAACUGACUCGCUUUGUCCUUGAGAUGACCAGGAAGUGGGACAAGCACCACUGCCCCUGUGCCCAGCUUGGGGCCCCACGACCCCUGCUGCUCCUCUGGCCUCGAUACUUGGGGAGCCUCCAGUCCCCACUGUCCAGCCUACCCCUUCUCUGCCUCAGCUUCAGGAUGGCACCGGGUCCCUGGGCCUGAGACAGUGCUGACCUUCCUGAAGGGGUCCCCAGCAACCAGACCUGGCCUGGUGCCUACAGUCCUGUGGCCACAGUGGCACCUGUGGGCCAGGGGUCCCGAGACUGACCCUGAAGUGGUGCUGUUGGGCCUGUCCUGGCUCUCUGGAGUGUGUGGGAGGGUCACCAGGGCCCCUUUUUCUUCCUGUACCUUCUGGAAGUCAAGUGUCUGUGUGGCCCUGGAGCCUGGGGGUCUGUGAAUAAACCUGGGUGGCACUGGGA
Molecule: messenger RNA, 1383 nt
Organism: Sciurus carolinensis (gray squirrel)
Lineage: Eukaryota; Metazoa; Chordata; Mammalia; Rodentia; Sciuridae
Gene: Mcrip1
Product: MAPK regulated corepressor interacting protein 1
Exons: 5
Coding region: 148-588 (146 amino acids)
Source: RefSeq, a predicted model, not a curated record